ACACACACACACACACACACACACACACACACACACACACACACACACACACACACACACACACAUACAUGCCGUCGCAGACAACUUGUUUCUCAGCAAAGACAGUUUAGUCACCCAGCAAGCACGACAGGAGCUGGUCGACCCUUAACCAUCUGCUACAGAAGAAGAAGCUAAAAAGAAACGCCGCCAUGGGGAAAGGAUGCAUCACAGUCACCAAGUAUUUUCUAUUCCUCUUCAACCUCCUCUUCUUUGUCUUCGGAGCAUUGAUCAUGGGCUUUGGCCUGUGGAUCCUCUUUGAUAACCAGAGCUUCAUUGCUGUUCUACAGGAAUCAUCAGACACGGUAAAAGUGGCUUCCCACAUCCUCAUCGCUGUCGGCUCCUUGUCCAUGGCCAUGGGCUUCUUCGGCUGCAUAGGAGCCAUCUACGAGAUUCGUUGUCUCCUGGGUUUGUACUUCACCUGCCUCCUGCUCAUCCUCAUCGCCCAGGUCACUGCUGGAGUUCUCAUUUACUUCCAAAGAGAACCGUUGAAAUAUGAGAUGUCCAACAUCAUUAACACUAUGAUAAUCAACUACACCGGCACGAACAGGACCACAGAGCACACCUGGGACUACAUUCAGAGGACGAUGAAGUGCUGUGGAUGGACUGGUCCAGGCAACUGGACUGAGAACAUUUUGAUCAAGAACAGCUCCCAGAACCUCUACCCAUGUUCCUGUCGCAAUGAGUCCAGGCCUGGCACUGACAUUAAGGAUGUAGGGAUGUGUGAUCACCUGUCCCAAGAACUACCCAUCUAUGAAACGGGCUGUGUCACCAGCGUGGAGAAAUGGCUGCUUGACAACUGUGGAGUUAUUCUGGGUAUCUGUGUCGGUGUGGCAGUCAUUGAGCUCCUCGGGAUGAUUCUCUCCAUGUGUCUGUGUAAGAGUGUCGUCCAGGAGGAUUAUACCAAAGUACCGAAGUACUGAGCAAAAGUCGGAGCCAGCUUCACACCGCACGCAGAUGCAUGGACUCUCUUCCUCUGACUCUUUCUCUCUCUCUUUCCUUGUUUCAUUUUCUUAUGAACACACACAAAUUAAGACAGCUGUCUCCACCACUUGAGCCUCUCCUGCUUUCACAGCUGUUCAAAUUUCUCACGCCCCAUAUGUCCCACAAACACACACACACACACACACACACACACACACACCUUUCAAUUCAUUUUUGACACACUUGUCGGACAGAAGUCUACAAGUUACCAUUGUUGUCUUAUCAUUUUAUAUUUUUUAAGGAGACAUGAGUGAGGUUUUUUCGGUGGAAGCCUGAGAAUUGUGCAUUUUUUUAUAUUAUGCAAACAUUCAUUGAUGUGUUGUUUUUGUUUUUCUUGGCUGACCUCGGUGAAGCGCUUAACAUAGUUAGUAGAGAGAGCACUUUAGUGACACUUGGUGAGCAGAGAGCCCGUAACUGACGGGCAUGGAGAUGAGAGGGAGACGGGAUGGUGUGGGUGGGUGCGUGGUCGACGCUCUUGAGGAUUAAUGCCACUUUGUGAUCAUGCAGCUGGUAUUUUUGGUGCAGAGGGGUGGAGGAGAGGCCCAGGGCAGGGCUGCUGUGGUGGAGAAUUUAGCUUCUCUCAUCAGCUCCUUAUACCCGGCAGCCCUGAUAUUAACCUCCGUUUACAUCCACCGCCUCCUUCUCCCUCCUGCUAUCCAUCAUCUGUGAGCGUCUCAAAAUCACGCCUUGGCCCUCCUCUCGGGUGUGUCUGACUGGUAACCGGUAGCUUUCCAAAAUGGCUAGUUUUGCAUGAAGUAAUUGUUUGUAUGAUGUGUUGAGUGAAUAUUUGUAUUUCUUAUUUUAUAUUCUCAUGUCAUCUCUGUUUUUUAUACAACUGUAUAUAUAUGACUGUUAAGGGAUUAUGGCACUUCAGUGUUUGGUCAGCGGUUUAUAUGGGAAUGCUGUCACCCACAUGCUCUUGUUUUAAGAGUCCUAUUGUUCCUGGUUUCCUCUCUAUUGUUUAUGAUGUACAGAAUGUGGCGGCCACAGCAGCCCGUCAGCGCUAUUUCGGUCUGGAUCAGAGAAAUUGGAACCCUUAAAGUGAAUCUGUCAUCACUCUUAAAGCGAUGUUUUUAUUACUUUAACAUAGCAUGAGUUAGUGAACAGACAUCCUGUCAUAUCGCCUGCCCUAAACAUUUUUAUUUAAGCUCCUCACACCUGCCAUUAUUUAAAAAGAAUAUUCUGUAUGUAUGUACACGGCAGCUGUGUGACCACAACGUAUUUCCCUUAUCUGGAUCAUUUGCUGUGGUUUUGCCUGUUUUUAUAUUAUCAUAACAAGAGCAGAACAAAAACAUUAGAGUCUUGCAGUGAUUGCAUGUUACAGAGGCCGCUAUGACCCGGAAAUGUUAAUCAACUCGUGUUAUAUUUGCUAAAACAUAUUUAUACAUUAACGCUGCUCUUAGUAUCCUGAUUCCACUUCUGGUCCUCUUCAUAUCAAAUCACUAUAAUUGGUGAAUUAAUGGUUAAUUUAGUGGAUAUGUUGCACUUCAGCAGUCUGUCAUUUCAAAUCAUGAUCAUCAUUGUGUACAAAGGGCAAAAAGUUUCAAUUUAAAUAAAACAAGGAAAUAACUGUUUCUGUCAGAA
Molecule: messenger RNA, 2604 nt
Organism: Eleginops maclovinus (Patagonian blennie)
Lineage: Eukaryota; Metazoa; Chordata; Actinopteri; Perciformes; Eleginopidae
Product: CD82 antigen-like
Exons: 9
Coding region: 189-959 (256 amino acids)
Cellular component (GO): plasma membrane
Source: RefSeq, a predicted model, not a curated record